Acanthaster planci (crown-of-thorns starfish) is the source of this 2960-nucleotide messenger RNA. RefSeq names its product transmembrane protein 104 (gene tmem104). The record is from RefSeq and is a predicted model, not a curated record. Lineage: Eukaryota; Metazoa; Echinodermata; Asteroidea; Valvatida; Acanthasteridae.
AAUGCUUAGCCUACACACUUCACUUCCUGGACUUUAGAGCACAUUCACAUUCGAAUAAAACUCUGUAGAUGUUGUUUCCUUGGUGAAAAAAAGUCAGAAAAAUGGCCAGCAGUGGACUUACGGAAACGGGCGAGCUGUAUUCUCCUGUGUUUGGUAUGAUCUAUGUCUUCAACCUGAUUGUAGGCACUGGAGCCCUAACCAUGCCACUAGCUUUUGCCAGGGCUGGCUGGGCCAUGGGCGGAGCUCUCAUUGCCAUCCUGGCUUUCGCCAGCUUCCUGACUGUAACCUUUGUAGUCGAAGCCAUGGCCUCGGCAAAUGCAGUCAUGAGAUUCAAGCGCAAGGAGAAACAACGUGAGUUAGAGGAUUCCUCCAGCAGUUCUCAGGACACUGUGGAAUCUCCCUAUCUCCAUGAAGUAGAGAGUGACGAGAAGAAGAGCUUGUUGCAUCCACCUGUGGCAGGUACAUCAUGUAGAAACAAGAAACACCAGGAUUACUUUGAAAUCACCGAGCGAGUUGAGAUGGCCAAGAUGGCAUCACUUUUCUUCAAUAAAAUUGGCGUAAAUCUCUUCUACCUCUGCAUGGCGAUCUACCUGUACGGUGACCUGGCCAUUUAUGCAGUCACAGUGCCAACCUCACUCAGGAAUAUAACCUGUACGUACAAACCCGAGAACUCCUCAGCACACGAUGAUGACCCUUGCUGGGACGGUGCUGAUAUAACCAGAAUUAAUGUCUACAGAAUAUAUUUGAGCCUUUUUAGUGUUGCGCUGGGCAUAUUUGCCUUUUUCAAUGUUCAGAAGACCAAGUACCUGCAGCUUCUCACAACCUUUCUUAGGUGGCUCGCAUUCUCCAUGAUGAUCGUCCUGGCGCUCAUUGUACUCGGUAAUGGCAAGGGCGAAGGUGACCCGAUUGCGGUGGGAGCCUUUGAAAGUAUCCCCAACUUCUUCGGCGUGUGCGUCUACUCCUUCAUGUGCCACCACUCUUUGCCUUCCAUGGUCACGCCCAUCAAGAGGAAGAACCGCCUCUCGGCGCUCCUGGCUGGAGACUACGCUCUUAUCUUAGGCUUCUACCUGCUCCUCUCGCUCACAGCCAUCUUUACUUUCAGUACCCGCAGCAUACAGGAGAUUUACACUCUGAACUUCUUCGGCAGCGGGAGCGUGGCCACCCAGGUGGUGCCCGUCCAGUACUUCAUCGGGCUGUUCCCCGUCUUCACGCUCAGCACCAACUUCCCCAUCAUAGCCAUCACCCUGCGGAACAAUCUCAAGAUGCUUUUUGCCCGAGAGGGUCGGCCCUACCCGUGGGCAGUGGACCGCAUUGUCUUCCCCUUACUAGCCUUGCUGCCGGGCAUAAUCGUUGCCUUCAUCACCACCAAUGUGACAGAGCUUGUGGGUUACACAGGGUCCUAUGCAGGGGCCGGCAUUCAGUACGUCAUCCCUGCAUUUCUGGUAUAUUGUGGCCGCAAGAAGACUGAAAAAUUGUUUGGGCAGAACUGGAACAACAAGCACAGAUCUCCCUUCAAGCACAAAGCUUGGGUGGUGAUUGUGUUACUGUGGGCUGUGCUGUGCAUCGGCUUUGUCACAGCCAAUCACAUCAUUACUGCCACACACCAUGAGUAAGGCAGCCACUGAGAAAAACUGGAUGUGUUAAUGGCUACAUGCAAGAACUUUUGAGGGCACUGCAGAGCAUACUGGCAAAAAGUCACAUGAAGCACUCUCUAAUAGUACAUACUAAAUGGUGUACAUUCAUCAUCAAAGGAUGGCACUUACCGACAGUCCAUGCUUAAUGGUUCCAUUCAUCUCAGGGACUGUGUAAACAGCAUUGAAUUUUCAGUUGCAUGAACACAAAAAUCAUGUUGUUCAGUUUACUUCCAGAUGCUAAACAAUAUUUUGUUUAAACUGAACCUCUUACAGUGCCAUUCAUUGAAUUUAAAGAAGUGGCAGCCUCACCCAUCAGUGACUGUACUAAAAGGUAGACAGAAAAGGACACGUAGAACGACAUGUCAUAUAUUCAUGUACAUAUUAUGCUCAGAGAGUGUACAGUACGUAUUUUAUGAGAAGUGCAUCAUAUGCAUAUGGUGCACAUCAGUCUACGUGUUCUUUUCCAUCUACCAUGUACUAAAUAGGUUACAAAGAGAGCCAAAUUGUGGGAGUUCAGGGAGUUCAUUUUUUUUUUAUUUUAAAAAGUUUGGGGGUAAAAGUUAACAUUGUUUAAUAGUAACAAAAUUCAAAUCCAUUGACCUUUGUAUACGUGGACUUUUGACAUACCCUCAGAAGAUAUAAAUAAACAAGUACACGUAAAUUCUCCAGCAAGUCAAUUCCAUUUAUUGCAAACUUCAAAAACCCUCAAAAUAAUACACUUUUUACAAUUGUGUACGUACAAGUGACUAUCACCACUUCACAGCACAUGUACCUCUCUGUACACGUGGUUGGUGUUUCUAAUUCCCAAAAUCUUACUUAAUAUUAACGGGUACAAAGCAGGAAUUUCUAUCCCGCAGUUGUGGUUAUGUGCCAUUUACUGCAAACCAGCACUAGCCGGAAUGAUUCUGCUUGUACCCAGUCCAAGGGCUGGCAUUUAACUUGCUAAGCAAUGGAAAAAUUUUGUUCACUAUCAAUUUUGAGGUGGUGUAUUGAUGAACGGUGACUGUUUUAAGGGGUGUAUAUACAUGACACUGUAAUUGCCAUUUUUAGGUACAAACGUGAAUGUACCUUUAAAUAUGUUCAUCUUGGCCUGAUGUAAUUACUAUUUUCAAAAGAAAAAUAACAUAUUUGACAAAGGGCAAAUGACUCCAGUCCAACCUCAGAGUAAAGUUUCUAUUGGUCUGAAAAAUGGCUACUGGUCUUGCAUUAACACAGAAAGCAUGAGCCCAGUGAACACACAAUAGUUUAUAUUUGACUGAAAUUUGUAAUGAAAUGGAAUCGUAGAAGUGUAAAUCAGGUGUGAUAAUAAAACGUAAACAUACAUAC